Molecule: messenger RNA, 1542 nt
Organism: Alnus glutinosa
Lineage: Eukaryota; Viridiplantae; Streptophyta; Magnoliopsida; Fagales; Betulaceae
Exons: 4
Coding region: 1-1542 (513 amino acids)
Source: RefSeq, a predicted model, not a curated record
AUGGUCCUUGAUUUGGGUACGAAGUAUGACGUACUGUCAAAAACCGUGGUAGAGAAGCAGAGUGGAAAAGAGCCUCUAGUUAAUCUCUUUCAAAACACCGACUCCAUGUUUACGGAAGAGGUGGCUAACAUGGCUUUACCCGAGAAGUUUAAGGUUCCAGAUAUUCCCAUCUUCACAGGCAGUGAGGACCCAAUGGAGCACUUGAUGACCUUUCGGUCUCAUACGUCUUUGCACAAGACCCUCGAUGCAGUAGCGUGCCGAGCCUUUCCACUCACUCUAUCAGGGAAGGCCCGAGACUGGCUCAGGAAUCUGUUACUGAGGUCUAUUGAUAAUUUUGAUAACCUUGGACAGAAGUUCUUGAUGCAGUUUAUGUCAGGAAGGGAGAAAUUGGAAACUGAGAGUACACCUGAUGAUUUCAUCUACAGUGCAAUUUUCCAGGGGCUGAAGAAGGAUGGCCCCUUCAUGGUAGAAUUGGCAUUGAAACUGCCAAAGGAUCUACACGCCUUUAUGAUCAAGGUUGAUAGGUACAUCAACCAGGAGGAGACACUUCGGGCCUUCUUAGGCCCCCCUGAGAGGCAGUCAGAACCUUCUUCUUCCGAGAAGCCGAGCAAGAAGAAGAAUUCUGAGAUGGUGCAGGAUAACAACGACUUGGAUUAUAAGAAGGUGAGGAAGAAUUUCGGGGACUACAAGUGGACCCCUCUAAAUGCCACUCUCACAGAAGUUAUGAUGUGCAUAUCACUAAGACAACUGAUCGAGAAAUUCAACGAGAACGGUAAGUUGGUCCGGUUUCUUGUUAGUGAAAGAAACCAUCUGGAUCGAGCUCGGGCCCCGAGGCCGAGAGAAGAAGAAAGGCGGCAUAGGAGGGACUAUGCCCCGAGACGAGAAGAAAGGUCAGAAAGGGAAAGGGAGCCCACUCAUAGGCCUCGGGAAGAAGAGAGGUGUGAAAGAAGUUGGAGUAGGGCCCGAGAGAAUGACAACCUCCCUAUAAUCCAUACCAUCUCGGGUGGAUUCAGAAGAGGAGGAGAGUCUAGUUCGGCUCGGAAGGUAUAUGCCAGAAAGCUGGAUGACUUUGAGGUGUAUUCGGUGCAGAAGCCUCCAAAAGCCCGAAGGUGUGAUCCUAUGGUUGUAGGAUUUUCGGACAAAGAUUAUGCCGGAGUUUCACUCCCGCAUACCGACGCCCUUGAUAGGGUGGUCCCGGUUGUAUGCCAUUUGUUGGGCUUUGCUGGCAAGAAGGUUUCGCCUCUCGGUUUUAUCGAGCUUCCAAUCACCGCAGGGACUUACCCGAGGCAGAAGGUCAUCAUGGUGAAGUUCCUAGUAGUAGAUAGACCCUCGGCGUAUAACGUCAUUUUUGAGAGAACUGCUCUUAAUGAGCUGAAGGCCGUCACAUCAACUCCGCAUCUAAGUAUAAAAUUUCCAACCACUGAAGGGAUUGAAGUUGUGAAAGGAGACCAAAGGGAGGCUAGAAGAUGCUACAACCUCUCCUUGAAGAAUCCCCUCGAGACUCAUAAUCUCGGGGAGAAAACUAAAGAAGAGGGAAGAUAA